Asparagus officinalis (garden asparagus) is the source of this 717-nucleotide messenger RNA. Its product is annotated as 30S ribosomal protein S31, chloroplastic. Gene Ontology annotation, biological process: plastid translation. The record is from RefSeq and is a predicted model, not a curated record. Gene Ontology annotation, cellular component: plastid; ribosome. The transcript has 3 exons. NCBI's taxonomy places the organism in Eukaryota, Viridiplantae, Streptophyta, Magnoliopsida, Asparagales, Asparagaceae. The coding region runs from base 86 to 505 and encodes 139 amino acids.
CCAUCCUUUUCCGGGUCUUAUCCCCUCUCUAUCUCCGCUCGGCCUCUCCCCACCUCGCUCCGUGUUUUUGAGUUGAUCAUCGGUCAUGGCUCUGCUCGCAAUCGGAGCGGUAGGAGGAGCUAUUUCGCUCGCAGCUUCGUCUUCUUCUUCUUCUUCAACGCCUGCACAUUUCUCUCGGCUCUCCUUCUCUCGAACUCAAUCCGUAUCAGCGGACGAAUCCUCCCUCUCCCUCGCUGCCACCUCCCUCUCCGUUGCCUCUCUACAGGACGCCCUUCCCUCCUCCUCUUUAGGAGCACAACAACGAGCAGUGUACUGUGGCAGAGGUGAUAAGAAGACCGCUAAGGGCAAGCGCUUCAGGCAUUCCUUUGGAAACUGCCGGCCCCGUAACAAGAAGAGAGGAAGAGGUCCUCCAAGGGCUCCUAUGCCUCCCUCCCCUCCAAAGAAGGACAAGUUUGACGACGGGGAGAUUGUCAAGAUCGACAUUGAUGAAUCCCUCUUCUCUUAGCCUCCUGCUUCUGCUGCUUUCUGCUCUGGGUAUUCAAAUGUUUGAUCUGCCUCUUAAACUCCUACGCGUCAUUAUGUAAUCCAAGUGUUUUGUGAAUCAUUUCAUUCAGACUCUCUGUCUGUCUGUCACUAGCUACCUGCUACUCUCUUCAGAUCAACUGUUAUUUUUGUUGCUGUUAUUAAUUGUAAUACCAUGCACUACUUUACUCGGUU